AUGGUUCGGACCGCCAUGUUCAUGUCGCUUCUUGCGACUGCGGCCACAGCUCUGGCUGCCGCAGCCCGAGUUCCGGGAGGUUAUAUCGUGGAGCUCGAAGACGGCCAUGAUGCCUCAGCCGUUGUCGGCGCUCUCAAUGGUGAAGUUACCACCCGUAUGAAGCUCGACUACAAGCUCUUCAAGGGUGUAUCUAUUCAGCUACACGAUGUUAAAAAUGCCGAGAAGAAGGCACAAAAGAUUGCACAGAUGCCAGCAGUCAAGCACAUCUGGCCAAUUGACCUCUUUGGUGUACCCGACGCCAAUGUGAGAGUAGUCGGAACACCAGCACCUGGCAAAGUCUCAGCACGAGACCACAAAACCGCUGACACCUUCUCACCUCACAUCAUGACUCAGGUCGACAAGCUCAGAGCCAAGGGCAUUACUGGAAAGGGUGUACGAGUAGCCAUUAUCGACACAGGUAUUGACUACACGCACCCUGCUCUGGGCAACAACUGCUUUGGAAAGGGCUGCUUGGUCUCAUUUGGUACCGAUCUUGUCGGUGAUGAUUACACGGGCUACAAUACCCCGGUUCCUGACAAUGACCCCAUGGAUUGCCAAGGUCAUGGAUCGCACGUUGCUGGCAUUGUCGCCGCCCAGCCAAAUGUGCAUGGCUUUACUGGUGCAGCGCCCAGUGUUACACUCGGAGCGUACCGCGUGUUUGGAUGCGAUGGCCUGGCUGGCACUGAUAUUCUUAUCUCUGCCUUUAACAAAGCCUUCGAGGAUGGUGCCCAGAUUAUCAGCGCUUCUAUUGUUGGAGCUCGGGGCUGGACCGAAGAACCAUGGGCCGUCGCCGUUUCCCGAAUUGUCGAGCAAGGUGUGCCCUGCACCAUCUCAGCUGGCAAUGAUGGCGACCAUGGCUUGUUUUAUAUCAGUACCGCAGCCAACGGCAAGAAGGUCACCGCCGUAGCGUCAUAUGACAACGUCCUCACGCCGUCUGUGCAGUUUCAAGCCAGUUUCAGUGUCGAUGGCGCAAAGAAGACUGAUUUCCUCUACGUGCCGGGCACACCAGCACUUGCCAGCGUCUCAAUGCCUCUCUAUGCCACGAGCUUUGAUACCACAAUCGCCAAUGACGCUUGCACUCCACUUCCCGCGAAUACACCCGAUCUUAGCAAAUAUAUUGUGCUUGUUCGACGUGGUACAUGCCUCUUCGCCGACAAGGCCGUCAACUUGGCUGCCAAGGGCGCCAAGUAUAUGAUGGUUUACAACAAUGUUGCUGGCGAUUUCGCCCCAACACUCGGAGAUUCUGCUUCCCUCAUGAAAGGUGCUGGCAUGGUGACCCCCGAGACGGGUGCUGCUUGGGUCAACAGCCUCAAGGCCGGAUCUACAGUCACCUUGGACAUCACCUCCUUUAGCAAGGCCGCCUCCGUAGUCGGCCAAGUCAACAACACUCUCACUGGAGGAUCGAUCAGUCUCUUUUCCUCUUGGGGCCCAACCUGGGAGAUGGACUUCAAACCCCAAAUCGGAGCUCCAGGAGGCAAUAUCCUGUCGACAUACCCAGUCGCCAAGGGCAGCUACGCCGUCUUGUCCGGCACUUCCAUGUCGUGCCCCAUCACAGCCGCCAUCAUCGCCUUGGUUUCCCAAGUGCGAGGCACGCGCAAUCCCGAACUAAUCAACAACCUUCUCUCUGCCACCGCCAACCCCCAGCUCUUCAACGACGGCAAGCAGUUCUCCAACAAAUUCGCACCGGCUGCCCAACAGGGCGGCGGCAUGGUGCAGGCAUACGAUGCCGCAUACACCACCUCCUUACUAUCCCCAUCCAGCUUGUCCUUCAACGACACAGACCAUUUAGCCCGCGAGCUCAACUUUACCAUCUCCAAUACUGGCAAAAGUUCUGUCACAUACAAGCUCAACCAAGUCGCAUCCUUGACCAUGUACACUCUUCAAAAAGGGUCCAUAUACCCCAUGGCUUUCCCCAACGACGCAGUCGACUCGUAUGCCAGUCUCAAAUUCUCCCAGGAUAGCGUUACCGUCGCCCCCGGAAAACAAGUCGUUGUUGAAGUUAUGCCCACCCCACCGUCUGGCCUUGACGCCUCUCGCCUCCCCCUCUGGUCCGGAUACAUCACUGUCAACGGCACAGACGGCUCGUCCCUCUCCAUGCCGUACCAGGGUCUCACAGGCUCUCUUGGUAAAGCCACUGUCCUUGCCUCCGAUCAAUCUUGGAUUUUCAACUCCAACGACUCCAAGAACUACGUCAAGGUUCCUAACAACACUACAUUCAAUCUCCCACCCCCCGGAAAAGCAGGUAGCCAGGAUGUCCUGCCAGCAGUGUACAUUGGCCUCGCUCUUGGAUCUUCACAGAUUCGAGUCGAUAUCAUCCCCAUGACGACUUGUCCGCCCAAGAAUCUCACCACUGAGGUGAUGGGUGUGAAGUCCAUUGGCCAACCUUUUGGGUUCCCUAGCUAUUGGAAUUCCAGGGGGAUUAGUUGGUGGUCCUGGGAUGGUAAGCUUGAUUCGGAGAAGUAUGCCCCCGCUGGGAAGUACAAGUUUGUUAUGAGGGCGCUGAGAAUAUACGGCGAUGCUAAGAAGAAGGAGGAUUGGGAUGUGGCUUCGACGCAGUCCUUUUAUAUCAAGUAUAACAAGUGA
This is a messenger RNA of Pochonia chlamydosporia 170, 2622 nucleotides long. RefSeq names its product peptidase. The record is from RefSeq and is a predicted model, not a curated record. The coding region runs from base 1 to 2622 and encodes 873 amino acids. NCBI's taxonomy places the organism in Eukaryota, Fungi, Ascomycota, Sordariomycetes, Hypocreales, Clavicipitaceae. The transcript has 2 exons. Gene Ontology annotation, molecular function: serine-type endopeptidase activity; tripeptidyl-peptidase activity. Gene Ontology annotation, cellular component: cytosol; membrane; cell wall. Gene Ontology annotation, biological process: proteolysis.